This is a messenger RNA of Priapulus caudatus, 1887 nucleotides long. Its product is annotated as organic cation transporter protein-like. The transcript has 4 exons. NCBI's taxonomy places the organism in Eukaryota, Metazoa, Priapulida, Priapulimorpha, Priapulimorphida, Priapulidae. The record is from RefSeq and is a predicted model, not a curated record. The coding region runs from base 102 to 470 and encodes 122 amino acids.
CUAUCAGGAUACCAUGUUGCUUGCAGGGAUCACCUGCCUUGUAACGCAUACCGUGGCCAGCUAACUUGAAUUGGGUCAUUGUUGCGUUGGCAACAAUUGGCAUGUUUGCAUCAUCUGGCACAUACGGCAUUUGCUACCUGUACAGUGGUGAACUGUAUCCCACAGUCGUUCGCAACAUUGGACUUGGAAGUAACUCUACAUGGGCACGUGUGUCAGCAAUUCUAGCUCCAUACGUUGCUUUAUUGGGUAUGUAUAGACGUGAGUAUCCCCUACUCAUCUUUGGAGUGCUGGCCAUCUCAGCAGGUAUAGCAGCCCUCUUUCUGCCAGAAACAAAAGACCAAGAGCUACCAGAGACAUUAGAAGAUGGCGAAAAUUUUGGAAAGAAACAAAGGUUUUGGACUCUGCUACCACAGAAGCCGCCAAUUGACAAUAACAAGUGCAGUAGAGCAGAGCAUAUAAAUCAACAAUAAUGUUGAUUUAUAUGCUCUGAGUAGAGCAAUAUAGCGCCUAUCUAACCGCUACUGCUCUACUGUUUGUGUUGCUGCAUCGAGAUUCUGCACCGUCAUCAUCCAUUGUGUUUUAUAACUCAUGUAUUGUAAAUUUAUUGGCUAGUAUUUGUAUUACUGAUACCAAAAAAGUGGCAUGAUUUAUAUGACUUAUAUAGCUUAGAAAAUCAAUGCGCAGUGCGAUAUCCUAUCAGUCUACUACUGAAUUUCUCUCACCUCCGCCUGACCGUUACUAUCGAUGUUAUGUAUAUUGUAAAGCAGCGAAAAUAGGUUAACUACAAGAGCAGUGAUAUAUUUUACAAUACCUACUACAACCACUAUGAGGAAGAGGCAUCAUAUCGGUUAUGAGUGUUGGACCAACGAGCCCUAGUGAUCAUCAGCUAUAAAAAUUAUUCUAAUGUCAAGCCAUAACUUUCUAGGGACCUUGGAGAGGAUUACCUCAUACGGUAGAUCUCUAGAUGGUAUUUAGCUAGCAGUUAUCUGGAACGCGGUAUACACAGCGCAUUUACAAUAGGUUUAAUCAGGACCGUUUAUCAAUAGACGCGUUCGGUGUUAUUGUGGCCAGUGCUGUGUAAAUGGUGAUAUCCUCUGUGGUGUAUUAUGAACAAAUUUCACUUGUCAUCGCCCUUGCUGUGUGACAACAACGUAAGACUACAUCUCACUAUCCUGCGACGAAUCACAUAUGUCUUCUAACGACCAAAACUCCUAAGCUUUCUCAACUUCUGAUAUUAAUUCAUUAUUAUCGAAAAUAUACGUGCUUUAUAACACUGUGAAAGUUACAAAAUAGCAUGAGUUGUUUAUUUUCCGUUAUAUUAAAAUUGAUCUUACAGGGCCGUAGCUAGCCCGGGGAGAGGGGGCACAGGGACAGUUGCUCCCCUCCCCCCCCCCAGAAAAAAAGUAGAUACAAUACAUGGUCAAAGGCGGUCACCUUCCUUGAACACACCAUGUACAUGGCUUUGCCCCCUCCCCAGAAAAAUGGGUUAGCUACGCUUUUGCCUUAUGUAUAGACAUUUCAUUUUGUCACCUGUAAUAAUACUGUUUAAAACUAAUAACAAAUCAAUGUGGUUUGGUGGUUGCGUUUAAGUUUGCAUCUUUCAGGUCGCGAAAACGUACAUAUGUACGUAUUACGUGUUACCGAGGCAACAUCACCCCAUACGCCACUAGAGUAUCGCAUAGCAUAGCAUAAUAUUGGUAAGGGGGUUGAUGUCUGUGAUAACACAAUAGCAUACUUAUAAUUAUGAAGGCGGUUCAGCGGAUACCUAAAAAUAAGGAAAGUGAUGGGUGAAGCUGUUGUGGAUUUUUUAUCAGUGUAAUAAUCAUUAAAUUGACAUGCCAAUCUUUCGCAUAAAUGCUAAAUUGUUGGUUUAUUUUUGGUUUAACA